Messenger RNA from Triplophysa rosa, 1768 nucleotides. RefSeq lists its product as uncharacterized. The coding region runs from base 128 to 1768 and encodes 546 amino acids. Gene Ontology annotation, molecular function: cysteine-type endopeptidase activity. Lineage: Eukaryota; Metazoa; Chordata; Actinopteri; Cypriniformes; Nemacheilidae. The record is from RefSeq and is a predicted model, not a curated record. Gene Ontology annotation, cellular component: lysosome. The transcript is spliced from 11 exons. Gene Ontology annotation, biological process: immune response.
AACUCCGCUUGCUUUUUAAUUUGGUUUCGAGACAUUCUUGAGGGCAAACGGAAGAAAGCUGCUCAUUUUUCGACAGUGUCGAUGUCUGUCUGAGUUUAAUGAACCGCGCCGAUCAUUUCGUUACACCAUGUGGUUUAUUUUAGCAGGAGUCGUGAUUCUGUGGUGUACUAUAGAUGCCACACCACUUGGUGGCAGAACAGUUCCAGAUUUCGGAAAGACGUACCAUGUUAAAGGUGUGAUAUCAUUGCCUUAUGCUGAGAUAAAAGAACCGUUUGAGGCGUGGUAUGAUCUCGAGGGGAAGAAAAGUCGAAUCGAUUAUUAUCAUGGUCAGGUGAGCACUUUUCAGAUCGGGACUGACUUGGAUUAUGGUGCCCUCUACAAAAUCACUCCAGUGACCACUGAGACAGAAAUCAAUGUUAUGAAGUGUUUCCAACUCAAUGGCACCAAAGAUGAGCCAGUACUUCCACAGGGAGCCCUGCCUGACCUUCGGGGUUUUCAGUUUGAGACGAUAGAAUAUUACGCAGGUGCUUUGUGUGAGGUCUGGAAAAAUAUCACAGUGGUUGGCCAUAAGAAGAGCACAUAUCGUCUAUGGGUAACGCGUUGGGAAGGAAACGAUUCCCCGGCCACACCCUGGCACUACGAGAUGAUGGGCUUCAACACACUUUUGGGCUCCCACUUCGACAAGUACCUUAUAGACUACAGUGACUACAGCCCCCGCACGGACCCUGGCAUUUUCAAACUACCUGAGGGAAUGACCUGUGGAAAUUUCCCUGGUCCUGGCGUGGAGCAUCAUCUAUUAGCCAAUCCCAUUCAAGAUCUUGUUUACGCUUCCCCUGUUGGCCACGCCCACCGUAUGUUCGGCCACUUUAAGGAACAGUAUACUCGUCAAUAUGACAGCGAGGAGGAACAUGAGGAACGCGAGCACAACUUUGUACAUAAUGUGCGGUAUGUUCACUCUAUGAACAGAGCUGGUCUUUCGUUCUCUCUUUCUGUGAAUUAUCUGGCUGAUCGAUCAGAGGCAGAACUGGCUGUGAUGAGAGGAAGUAAAGGCAGACGGACUCCUAGAAAGGCUCGGCCCCUUCCCGCUGACAUUCGCUCGGUGGCCAUACCUGAUUCAAUGGACUGGAGGCUGUAUGGUGCAGUGACCCCCGUGAAAGAUCAGGCUGUGUGUGGAUCCUGCUGGAGCUUUGCCACCACGGGAACCCUAGAGGGAGCACUUUUCCUUAAGGCAAGGACGCUAGUGUCAUUGUCCCAGCAGAUGCUUGUGGACUGUACAUGGGGUUUUGGAAAUAAUGGUUGUGAUGGAGGAGAGGAGUGGAGAGCGUUUGAGUGGAUGAUGAAACAUGGUGGUAUUUCUUCAGCAGAAAACUAUGGAGCAUAUAGGGGCAUGAAUGGUUUGUGUCAUUAUGAUAAGUCAUCCUUGGUGGCUAAGGUGAACAGCUACACAAACGUGACCAGUGGUGAUAUUGUGGCACUGAAGGCUGCUAUCUUUAAAUUCGGCCCUGUAGCGGUCAGCAUUGAUGCUGCUCACCGCUCUUUCGCCUUCUACACCAAUGGAGUCUACUACGAACCAGCAUGCAAAAAUGGAACAGAUGACUUGGAUCAUGCUGUGCUGGCAGUUGGUUAUGGGGUCCUGGAAGGUGAGCCCUACUGGCUUGUGAAGAACUCCUGGUCCACUUACUGGGGCAAUGAUGGUUAUGUACUAAUGUCUAUGAAAGACAACAACUGUGGUGUCGCUACUGAUGCUACAUAUGUUACGUUAGCUUAA